Molecule: messenger RNA, 1743 nt
Organism: Sphenostylis stenocarpa
Lineage: Eukaryota; Viridiplantae; Streptophyta; Magnoliopsida; Fabales; Fabaceae
Source: the annotation of a GenBank genome assembly
AUGGCUCCCAAAUUAGUCAAAUCGGGGUCGUUCCGUCACGCUUUGGCGGAGAAGAAGGAGAGGCUUCUCUCGGGGAAGAGUAGUAGUAACAUUUCUCAGAUAGGGAUUGGCAUGACGACGUUAGAGGAAAGGCAAUCGAGGAUGGUGAAGUGGUGGAACACGGUUAAGCGUGUAACUGGGAAAGCAUGGGAAAUGGGUCGCUCUGAUCCAAGGAAGAUUAUUUUUUCUGCAAAAACGGGUCUUGCUUUGACCCUUCUUUCUCUUUUGAUUUUUCUCAAAGAACCCUUCAAGGAUUUGAGCCUCUACUGUGUCUGGGCCAUUCUCACUGUUGUCGUACUCUUCGAAUUCAGCAUAGGGGCAACUCUGAGCAAGAGCUUAAAUGGUGGAUUGGGGACCUUGUUGGCUGGAGCACUUUCUCUGGGGAUGGCAGAGUUAUCAACCUUGGCUGGAAAAUGGGAGGAACUUAUAAUUGUUAUAUGCAUCUUCGUCGUAGGAUUUUUCGCCACCUAUACGAGACUAUACCCUACUUUCAAGCCUUAUGAAUACGGAUUCCGCAUGUUCUUGAUCACGUACUGUUUCAUAACUGUAUCCGGGUAUCAAACAGGGGAAUUUGUUGAUACUGCUAUAAAUAGAUUUGUCCUUAUUGCACUUGGUGCUGCUGUGUCUUUGGGAGUAAAUAUCUGUAUAUACCCUAUCUGGGCUGGAGAGGAUCUUCAUGAUCUUGUCACAAAAAAUUUCAUGGAUGUUGCAACAUCUUUGGAAGGUGUUGUCAAUAACUAUCUUCAUUGUGUUGAAUAUAAGAAGGUGCCAUCUAAAAUUCUUACUUUCCAAGCUGCUGAUGACCCAAUUUACAAUGGCUACAGAUCGGUUGUUGAAUCUUCAAGUAAAGAAGAUUCACUGAUGGGUUUUGCUGUCUGGGAACCACCACAUGGUCAUUACAAAAUGCAUAACUAUCCAUGGCAGAAUUAUGUGAAAUUAAGUGGGGCUCUAAGGCAUUGCGCAUUUAUGGUCAUGGCUAUGCAUGGAUGCAUUCUUUCUGAAAUACAGGCCCCAGCUGAGAAGAGACAAGUUUUCCGUAGUGAGCUUCAAAGGGUAGGUUCUGAAGGAGCAAAAGUGUUACGUGAACUUGGAAACAAAGUUCAAAAGAUGGAGAAACUAGGCAGGGAAGACUUGCUGUAUGAGGUGCACGAGGCAGCAGAGGAAUUGCAGCAGAAGAUUGAUAAAAAAUCAUACCUUCUUGUGAAUUCAGAGACCUGGGAAAUUGGAAACCGCCCAAUAGAGGAGGAGGAGAGUGAUCCUCAACGACGAGGCCUCUUUGACGUGGACGAAGAACGAAAAUUUCUUGAGCACAAGUCUCGUAGUGAAGCAGUCCUUGAUCUCAGAACAGUUGAAGUUCCACAUUCUUGGGAAGGAAAUUUAACUCUAGGCAAUAACCCUGCUGGGCCUGUGAUCGAUGCUUCUCAAAACAUAUCCAGAAAACAGAUAUCUCGGCCUGCUCAUAUUUAUUAUUAUCAUAAAUCAAAUGCCGAGGUCAAAGAGGGUCAAGAACUAAAAACUUACGAAAGUGCUAGUGCAUUAUCUCUAACAACAUUUACAUCGCUUCUGAUUGAGUUUGUAGCAAGGCUUCAAAACCUGGUGGAUUCAUUUGAGGAACUAAGUGAAAUAGCAAACUUUGCUGACUCCCUUGAGCAACAAGAACCAGUAACAUCUCAAGGAUUUUGGACCAAGUUGUUUAAAUGCUGA